AUGUCCUAUUGGAUAUCGAAUUUUUAUCCCGAUCGGUUGAGAACUGAUUACAUUCAUCUUUGUCUUGAGAAUAUCAUGAAUCAAAUUAGUCAAGUAAUCGAUCAACCGAUCAUUCCAGAACGAGCACCGGAUCCCGGCAAAGCUAAUUUUCAUUUCGUAUUUUUUGAUUAUACAAAAUGUCCAACAGACUCUGGAUCGGGCGCUACUGUUGACGGUGUUCAAGCUCUCGAAAAACUUUAUAUCUAUUCGAAAAAUCUAACACGCGAAAAUCGAUAUCGUGCUCACGGAGGAAUUCAUAUCGAAGAAGAUGAUUCACUUAUUUCCGAAAUCAAAUUUAAUAUGCAGCAAACAUUCCUCGAAGUAGCUGACUGGAUUUACGAUCCAGUCGUUUACACAUGUAAUGAUGAAGAAAAUCUAUGCGACAUAGAUGCGCACUACGUUCUAUUUCACGAAACAUUGCAUGGAUUUGGUAUCGAAGUAGAAUUAUUCUGCAGAUUUGUCUUCUAA
Adineta ricciae is the source of this 507-nucleotide messenger RNA. Lineage: Eukaryota; Metazoa; Rotifera; Eurotatoria; Adinetida; Adinetidae. The record is from the annotation of a GenBank genome assembly.